CAAAGCACCGCGUUUUACCUGAAUCGUGUCUGUAACUUAAUUCACUGGGGACGCAAAUACCACAUUGGAAACCAAGGACGAAGACUGAACUUCGUCAACUGUAAACUGAAGGCAUCUUUAAGCUUCAAAUCGGACAAAACCCUAGCAGUGCAUUUUGAAGAUGUCUCGAGCACUAGCUUUGCUCACGCUCCUCAGCUCCUUUCCAUUUCUCGCACUGCUUUCCAAUGCAUUUUCUCCUGAAAACCCCACAGAUCGGAGAGUUUUAGUUUUGCUCGAUGAUUUCUCCAUCAAAUCUUCACAUUCUCUCUACUUCAAUUCUCUCCAAACCCGAGGUUACGAUCUCGAUUUCAAGCUCGCCGAUGAUCCCAAGAUCGCAUUACAACGAUACGGCCAGUAUUUAUAUGACGCCUUAAUUCUAUUUUCCCCUACCAUUGAUAGUUUUGGGGGAUCACUUAAUGCGGCAGCUAUACUGGAGUUUGUUGAUGCGGGUCAUGAUUUGAUUCUUGCGGCUGAUGCAUCUGCUUCUGAUCUGAUUCGUGAGAUUGCUUCCGAGUGUGGGGUUGAUUUUGAUGAGGAUGCGGCAGCUAUGGUCGUCGACCAUACAAGCUAUGCAGUUUCUGAUACAGAAGGGGACCACACCUUGAUUGCUGGUGAUAAUAUCAUACAAUCUGAUGUAAUCUUGGGCAGAGAAAAGAUCAAGGCUCCUGUACUCUUCAAGGGGAUUGGUCAUUCUAUAAAUCCUGCCAAUAGCUUGGUGAUGAAAAUCCUCUCAGCUUCUCCUUCAGCAUAUUCAGCUAAUCCUAAAUCCAAAUUAUCAGCUCCGCCAACACUCACUGGAUCAGCAAUCAGUCUCGUUUCAGUCGUGCAGGCAAGAAAUAAUGCUCGAAUUCUUAUAUCUGGCUCCUUGAGCAUGUUUAGCAAUCGAUUCUUCAGAUCUGGGGUGCAAAAAGCUGGAAGCACAAUCAACCAUGAUAAAUCUGGCAAUGAGCAGUUUGUGACUGAGACUAGCAAGUGGGUCUUCCAUGAAAGAGGUCAUCUCAAGGCUGUGAAUGUAAGACAUCACAAAGUUGGGGAGGCAGAGGAACCUUCUAUAUACAGAAUCAAUGAUGACCUGGAAUAUUCUGUUGAGGUUUAUGAAUGGUCUGGAACAAGUUGGGAACCUUAUGUCGCAGAUGAUGUUCAAGUUCAGUUUUACAUGAUGAGCCCCUAUGUUCUGAAAACCCUGUCAACCAAUCAGAAGGGUGUCUAUUAUACAUCGUUCAAGGUUCCAGAUGUUUAUGGAGUAUUCCAGUUUAAGGUUGAGUACGAGAAAUUAGGAUUCACAAGCUUGAGCCUUGCAAAACAGAUUCCUGUUCGCCCCUUCAGACACAACGAAUAUGAGAGAUUUAUAACAACUGCCUUUCCUUAUUAUGGAGCAUCCUUCUCUAUGAUGGGUGGUUUCUUCCUCUUCUCCUUGGUAUAUCUCUACCACAAGUAGAUGCAAGAUGGCUGGAACUAAGAGUACUUGAAGAAUCAAGUGCAGAUUUUGUUCUAACCUCCAAGAUAGAAAUAGAUGAUGUCUCUAGCCUGUAGUAUUUUUCGAAACAAAAAAGGUGUAGUUUUACGUUGCUUAGCAGCAAUGAAUUAUGGAAAACUUUUAGUUUUAAGUUGCAUCAAUUGCUAAAUUUUAUAUGCUCACUAGUCCAAAUGCAUUUUCUUGGCUCCUUGUUCCCGUUUCUUUCGAUCUAUGAUGAUUUACCAUUGUGUAAAACUAGCAUAGCUAUACCAUGUUUGAUACUAGCUUUUUAGUUGCUU
Nicotiana attenuata is the source of this 1794-nucleotide messenger RNA. Its product is annotated as dolichyl-diphosphooligosaccharide--protein glycosyltransferase 48 kDa subunit-like. The coding region runs from base 161 to 1477 and encodes 438 amino acids. The record is from RefSeq and is a predicted model, not a curated record. Gene Ontology annotation, cellular component: endoplasmic reticulum membrane; oligosaccharyltransferase complex. The transcript is spliced from 13 exons. Lineage: Eukaryota; Viridiplantae; Streptophyta; Magnoliopsida; Solanales; Solanaceae.